Molecule: messenger RNA, 2192 nt
Organism: Suillus paluster
Lineage: Eukaryota; Fungi; Basidiomycota; Agaricomycetes; Boletales; Suillaceae
Exons: 7
Coding region: 361-1950 (529 amino acids)
Molecular function (GO): protein binding
Source: RefSeq, a predicted model, not a curated record
CUCGCUGCCAAGGAUGCCGCCGCGGCAUGCCAGUGACUUGGACAUGUACGACUUGAAAGGGAAGCUUUGGCCCUUUGUUCUUGGAGGUUGCGAGGCAGAUAACCUGAUGAGCACGUAAGGUUGCCAGGGUACGUAUGAAGUGAUCUAGACGAGUGUGAUUGUGUAGAGAGUUGCCUUCAAGCCUUAUUAAUAUUACGACACCUCCAAGCUUCUCCUGUCACGAGUUAUAGUCAUCACCUCACGCAAUGUGCAGGAAAGUAUAUUCAUAUCCGACUCUUGUCCGACCCCCGAGUCUAUGAAAUCCUUCGUCCCUGCCCAUGAUUUUCGGAUCCCCUCUCAACCCCAACUGAAUGUCCUGAGAUGAAUUCUGAACUGUCUAACGCUCCAGAUUGCCCCUUGCCAAAUUGGUUGAUGUUGAUCGUCUUUGAUCACCUCGAUACCCCAUCUCUGCUCAGUUGCAAACAGGUCUGCAGGUUGUUUAACGAGUUGAUCAGCGCUAGUGCGCGUUUCGUAUACAAAAUCGAGCUAUUCGCUGAGGGAUUACAAGAUUGCAGUAGUAAUUCAAGUCUGUCAGUGGACCGUCUGGCCUUACUACAAAAGUACCAAGCAGGAUGGAAGAAGCUUUCAUUCUCUACUUUCUACGCCUGUCACCCUUUCUUGUCUGGACGCAGCACUGAGGGAUACAGAUGGGGGUUCAGCGGGGGCGUGCUCUUCCAGGCGGUCUUUCGCGAAGAUGCCCUUGCGUUCUCUUGUGUUCAGAUGCCAUCAAAAAUUCGGGGCAUCCCAGAGCAACGUUGGGACCUUGAUAUUACGUGUCUGACCUCUGCAGCACAGGAUUGGGUUCAUGAUCCUUCGCAGGGGCUACUUGUCCUAGUGGAGCUAGUUCCCGCACGAUGCAUUGUUCAUACGCUUGACCUAGCAACUGGCCAUAGCCAUCCUCUAUCUUGCGGUCAACAGUUGGUACAUGAUCCAUUAGGUCAAACAGACAGGUAUUCCGUAUCCACGCGUAUAUUUGGACAUCGUGUCGGCGUCCUGUUGCAGGACAUUAGUUCCAGAAGGGUUGAUCUUUUGAUCUGGGACUGGACAACGGGGACCCGCGAACUAUUCGUCCGUUCGCCGGGAAAACCCAAAUAUCCAAUCAUUCUGGACUUCGCGUUCAUCACAGAAGAUCUAUUGCUACUCACGAACCUCGUGACGCAGCGGACCGCGCAGAUCCAAGUCAUCAGUUGCACAAAGCUCAAGAAAGCUUUUGGCUAUACGCAGCUCAAGGGAAUGGACUUCCUACUUGGACUUCAGAUUCCUCCGUCGUUCCAUGGAAUCAGUGAAUUCUUUAUUCGCAUGGAUCCAGAGCUGAACUGGAGUGCACCCCGCAGAAACACUGUGCCUUUUUGUGUCACGCAGGCGGACAGGUUGUUUAUGUUUACACUUAGAUUCAUCUCCUCGCAAAGCCAAGAUGAAGACGAAGAUGACGACAAGGAUGACUACACGCUCUUGUUUGUCCCUUUGUCGACGAUUCUGAAGCAGCUCAAGCGCGCUGGUUCUCAGAACCAAUUCAAAGUGCCCUGGAAUGAGUGGGGACCGUCCGGAACCCGUAUGCGCGGACUUUACUCCCACCAGACGUGGCAGCGCACAGUCUAUGGCAUGAAAUACCUUGAAAUACGAAGAACUGAAGCCCUUGGGGAGGAGAUUGAGAUAUUGGAUUUCAACCAGUAUGCCGCAAAUCGAGAUGUACCGGCAUCUGAGGGAUACGUGUGGGAUGUUUUGGAAGAGGAGAGCUUUGAUACUCUGCCCGGGACGGUAAAGAAUGAAGUCGUUACAAGCCUUCCGGUCAGAAGAGCAACAGCAUAUCUACCUCCCCACAAACGGCCACUCACGCAUGCGGUGAUAGGUGAGGACGGAAUUUUACUAGGCUCUUAUUAUGAGAAAAUGUGGUAUUACAUGUAUCUGUAGUCGAUUCUGCACCUGGAGAACUAAUGAUAGAUCAGGUUCUGGAGCACUGAUCUCUGUGACUGAAGAGCUUAUCUAAUAGCAUGAAGAGACAAUUUAGGUCAGUGGUCACCGUAAGCAAGGCCGACAACCAAAGCCGUGACUGGAGAGAACAAAUACCUGCGGUACCUCGCACUGUCUUCUGUUGCAAAUCAAAGGAAUCAUAAGUAUUAUGAGGAACUUGGAAGGUUGUUGGAAGGUGCUCG